Drosophila erecta is the source of this 2166-nucleotide messenger RNA. It is a transcript of the gene Cpr47Ef, whose product is annotated as glycine-rich cell wall structural protein. NCBI's taxonomy places the organism in Eukaryota, Metazoa, Arthropoda, Insecta, Diptera, Drosophilidae. Bases 186 to 1970 code for a protein of 594 amino acids. Gene Ontology annotation, cellular component: chitin-based extracellular matrix. The transcript is spliced from 15 exons. The record is from RefSeq and is a predicted model, not a curated record. Gene Ontology annotation, molecular function: structural constituent of chitin-based larval cuticle.
CAAGUACUGUGACAUUCGAGGAGCCACAACACGACACGCGGAGGCACUGCAUCGCUGGUGCGGCAAAGGAUUCACGUGGAUUACCUUAGCUUUGUGGAUACAUUAAAAAGUGGAUAGUUUGUGGGUGCGCCAGGAUCCUUCUCAGUAGUUCUCGACUGGAAUUUGACAAUCGAAAGUUUGCUGACAUGGCUUUUCAGUGGGCUCUGGUGAUCACGACGCUGGUGGUUGCCCAAGCAGCCAAGCUGGAUAACAAAUACCUGCCCCCACCUGCAAGUGCGGCCAGUGCGGGCGGCAGUCCGGGAGCAGGGCUCCAGGGACCAGGAGGUGGCUUCGGCGGAGGUGGCGGCGGUGGUGGAUUCGGUGGUGGCGGAGCGGGUGGAGGUUAUGGCGGAGGCGGACCGGCUGGUGGCUUUGGGGGCGGUGCCGGUGGAGGUAACAACGGACUGGGCGGCUUCGCAAACGGACGACCCAUUGCUCCUGGCGGUGGCGGUGGCGGUGGAGCACCCGCUCCGCGCCCCAGUCCGUCAGGUGGCGCCCCACCAGCUUCUGGACCUCCCAUUCCGAUUCUCUCAUUUGUCAACGAGAACGACGGCGAUGGCAACUAUCGCUUUAGCUACGAGACCGGUAAUGGCAUCAAGGCCCAGGAGGAGGGCACCGUCAAGAACAAGGGAUCCGAGAACGAAAUCCCCUCCGUGAUGGGCUCGUACUCCUACACAAAUCCCGAGGGCGAACUCGUCGAGAUCAUGUACACGGCGGACGAGAAUGGCUUUGUGCCCUCGGGCAAUGCCCUGCCCACUCCACCGCCCAUUCCGGAAGCUAUAGCCAAAUCUCUGGCUGCCCAGGGCAUCUCCAUACUGCCGGGUGGCGGAUACAGUGGCGGUCCUGGCGGACAUGGAGCAGGUGGCGGCGGAGGUGGUGGUUCGGGAUAUGGCGGCGGAUCAGGAUUCGGAGGCGGUGGCGCAGGAGGCGCACCCGGUGGAGGCGGAGGUGGAGCAGGUGGUGGCGGCGGAUACGGACCAGGAGGCGGCGGUGGUCGCGGUGGAGCCCCAGGAGGUCCAGGUGCGCCGGGUGGAGGCGGAUUUGGAGGUCAAGGAGGCGGUGGUGGCUAUGGAGGAGCAGGUGGCGGCGGCGGUCGUGGUGGUGCUCCAGGCGGUCCUGGAUCACCAGGUGGCCAAGGAGGUGCUGGCGGCGGCUAUGGCGGCGGUGGCGGCGGCGGCGGAGGUCGCGGUAGUGGUGGAGCACCUGGAGCUCCCGGAUCACCUGGCGGAGCAGGUUUCGGAGGUCACGGUGGCGCUGGAGGAUUCGGUGGUGGCGGCGGACGCGGCGGUGCUCCUGGUGCUCCCGGAUCACCAGGCGGAGGCGGAUAUGGUGGCCAGGGAGGUGCUGGCGGCGGCUAUGGAGGCGGCGGCGGUCGCGGUGGUGGUGGAGCACCAGGUGCGCCAGGCGCUCCAGGAGCACCAGGAGGUGGCGGUUUCGGAGGUCAAGGUGGUGGUGGCGGAUACGGAGGAGGCGCCGGUCGCGGCGGUGCUCCAGGAGCUCCAGGAUCGCCUGGAGGGGCAGGAUUUGGUGGUCAAGGUGGUGGAGGCGGUUACGGAGGAGGCGCCGGUCGCGGUGGUGCUCCAGGAGCUCCGGGUGGUGGCGGCUUUGGCGCAGGCGGUGGUCGCGGUGGUGCUGGUGGUGCUGGUGGUGCCGGCGGUGCUGGUGGAGCUGGAGGAGCCCCCGGAUCUCCGGGCGGACCAGGUUAUGGCGGAGGUGCUGGCGGCCCAGGAGGCGCCGGUGGACGACCAGGCGGCCCAGGACUGCCCGGCAAUCAGUACGUUCCGCCAGCAGCUGGAGGCGGAGCACCCGGCAGACCAGGAUCAGGAGGAGCACCCGGCACGGGAUCGCAGUACAUUCCACCUGCUCCGGGAACGCCGGGCGGAGGUCGUGGAAACGGAGAGUUCAAUCCUCAGACGGGCUAUAGCUAUUAAUGCCACAAUAAAUCCCGAAGCGCCAAUCAAAUCUCUCAUUUCCGUGCAGGCUGCCCCAAUGUUCUUUCACUAAAAAAACAAUUAAUUUAUUUAUAUAAGCUGACCUCCCUUUUCUUACCCGACAAUGUGUGUGUGCAACUAUCGAAAUAAAUGAUUAUUGUAAAAUAUGUUUGCAAAAUAUUACUGCGGAAAUUGA